This is a messenger RNA of Plasmodium inui San Antonio 1, 765 nucleotides long. RefSeq lists its product as hypothetical. NCBI's taxonomy places the organism in Eukaryota, Apicomplexa, Aconoidasida, Haemosporida, Plasmodiidae. The record is from RefSeq and is a predicted model, not a curated record. The transcript is spliced from 3 exons. Bases 1 to 765 code for a protein of 254 amino acids.
AUGAAAAUCUUUAAUCCUGCAUUGAGUGAUACCCCUUCUAUAAAGAUAGCAACACACAGUUAUACAAACACAUUUUAUCUAAAUAGAAUUAAAAAUGCUAAUAAAAUACGAACAAAAAAGGAACGCCAUCUAGUAGCCUUUUACAUUUCUACAAAGCGCUAUUCAGUACUGAUCAAUUUGAGCAAAAAAUUGUUAAGCACUAAUCGGUUAUCAGAGGGCAAAUUAGCAGUACAUCAAGAACCCACAGAAAAGUACAAGCCACUAAGAAAGAAACUACUAGAAAUAGUGAAUGAAAAUGAUGAAGAUUCUGAAAAACGAUUUAAUACCCUGUUAGACAAGGGUGACAUUUUACAGAAUAUAUCCAUCCUACAGAUAUUAAGUAAAAAAACUAAGAAAUCUUUAACUUCACUGGAUUUUGAUAAUUUUGAUCGAACAUCACUCAAUUCUGUGGGAUAUGAAAUCUUAGAUGAAACAUCAAAGGAAUCAUUGCUAUUCGAUAUCAGUACGUAUGGAAAAUCAAAACAAUCACUAGAAUACGAUAUCAAAGGAGAAGGACAAGAAGUUCGUGAUACCUCAUGUUUCGACUUUGGUUAUGACUUAGAAUCAAUUGGCACUUUUGAUGGUUUUUUUAAAAGUAAUCUCCCGAAAUGCCAUCAUUCAUUGAAAUGUGAUAAGCCGAGGGAAAAAGAACGCGAACCCCCUAAGAAAGAGUCAUCUUCACAUAAAGAAUUUUAUCAUGUACUGUUAAAACCUGUUUUUAAGUAG